Stylophora pistillata is the source of this 2573-nucleotide messenger RNA. Its product is annotated as nitric oxide-associated protein 1. The record is from RefSeq and is a predicted model, not a curated record. Lineage: Eukaryota; Metazoa; Cnidaria; Anthozoa; Scleractinia; Pocilloporidae.
CCUAAGAUGGCGGAACUCGUGUAACAUGCGUUUGAUCGAUCGAGCCAAAGCAAAAUAUCAUGUCGAUGAUUCAUUACGCGAGGUUAAGGGGACUAAUUUGGAGAGUAAACAGACUUAACUUUAACAACCUUUCAAGGAAUAAACAUUUGUCCAAAGUUGUGACAUCACGGCUUCAUGGUAAUGUCCAAUGCUGGAACAAACUGAACUUAUUUCGAAGAUCUUUCAGAGCGUCGGCUCUACUUCACCAGGAAGAUAGCGAUGUAGAUGAAAAAAGUCCAGAAAUUGUUGAAGGUACCAGUGGAAUCUCACCAACAGGUGUCGAUCUCGAUACAAUUUUCAACGACGAGUCUUCACUUGCAGAUCUCGAGUCCUCAAAAGUUGAGAGUGUUACCGAUGUCUAUGAGUUCGAGCAACCGAUUCCUAAGUGUCUUGGUUGUGGAGCUGCUUUCCAAAGUGAGGAUCCCGCGCAGGGUGGUUACGUUAUGUUUUCAAAGAAUCCGGUCACAGGUGACAAAAAUCCGGUAUCUGAGUGGACUGCCAGAACGCUGGUUUGUCAGAAGUGUUUUAACUUGAAACAUUACAAUGAGCCCUUUCCCAUUACCAUAACCUCAAGCGAAAUCAUGGAGUACUUGGGGAACAUAGAAAGAAGAAAAGGAUUAAUCCUCUAUGUUGUAGACAUGAUGGAUCUCCCUGGAAGUCUUUUUCCGAAUCUUCUGCAAACUGUAGGUGAAACAAAAAGGAUCAUUAUUGUUGGCAAUAAAGCUGACAUGCUUCCAGUGGAAGGAACGCAUACUGGAAAACAAGAGCAACAUUUGAGAGAAGUGCUCUUAAAACUGUGCCAAGCUCAUGGCUUGCAAGGUGCUAACAUCAAGAGUAUGUGCUUGAUCAGUGCCAAAACUGGCUAUGGUAUCACACAACUGGUGAGCAAAAUCAGUGAACACUGGGAUGACAAGGGAGACAUUUAUCUUAUUGGCUGUAGUAAUACUGGAAAAACGUCACUAUUUAACCUGUUAUUGGAUUUAUUUAGUGUUCAUAAGAAUGCUGACUUAUUGCAGAGGGCUACAGUCAGUUUAUGGCCAUGCACCACACAAAGAAUGAUAAGGUUUCCCAUUGGUCACAUGAUGUUAAGAAAGUUGUUGAGGAGAAUGCAUGAAGGUGUUUAUGAGCAGAAACCAGAUGAUGUAGAAUAUCAAAUUGAUGAUGAGAUCAUUUCCAAAGAAGAAACAAGCUACCGAGAGAAAAUGAAGAAAAAUUAUAUUGGAAAGGGUAGUUCAACAGCAUUAGUUCCUUCUCAAACAGGCCUUGAUCUUUUUAAGCCAAGUUUUGUGAUGUAUGAACCUAACACUUCAAACAAGAACCAGAGAUGGCUGUAUGAUACUCCAGGAAUUAUCAGUGAACACCAGAUCACAAAUCUCUUGACCAUGGAGGAGCUAAGACGCUUGAAUCCAAAACUGUGGUUUGUACCCAGGACCUUUAUUCUUAAACCAGGCUUUUCCUUACUACUUGGUGGCCUGGCCAGAGUGGACUAUCUCCAGAUAAAAAGACGCAGUCCAAACGGUGAAUGGGAUGCCAUUCCAAAGGCAAUCGAGUCUGUCUUCUUUACUGUUGUCGCUUCUCCUAAUUUACCAGUCCAUAUCUGCAGUGAGGAACGUGCUGUUGAAGUUUACGACAAACACGCGGAGACAGAACUACUUGGGAUACCAGUUGGUGGUAAAGAACGCAUGGAAACGUUUCCCCCGUUAGGAUCACAAGAAUUCACCAUUAAGGGAAUAGGCUGGGAUGCGAGUGCCGCUGAUGUGGUUCUUUCCAAUGUUGGUUGGGUGGCUGUAACAGCAGGCAAUGAUUCGUUGGUGACACUGGAAGCGCACACUCCUAAUGCAAUUGGGCUCCAUGUUCGACAGCCGCCUUUGCUACCAACUAGUGUGAGGGCAAGAGGUAACCGUGGAGUCAAAUAUCAAGGGCACAUCAGUCGUGAACGAUAUGAAGCCACGCGGAAAAGGAACCCUCAGUUUAUAACCAAAGCACGGAGGCUGAUACCCGCAGAAUCUCAGUGGGUCGAAGAGAUCACGAUUAAAAGAAAACAACAGAGACUUCUGUUCAAAGUUGAACGGCGAAAGAGAGAGAAGGAAUACAAUCUCCUGGAGGGGAGCGCUGUCAGCGAUCCUCCAAACAUACCAGGAGCAUCGUGGCUUCCUCUUCCCAGGAGAAAGUUAGAAGACGCAGAAGAAGAGGAGGAGGAACUCAACAAACUCACUGAAUAAAUUUCCGACUCGAAUUGAUCGCCUAAUAUAUUUGAAAACUAUCGUUACGUAGGUGUUUUGAUUUGAACUGACACACGUGGGUACACCCACUUGAAAAGUGUCAAGAGUUUAGCAUGUUAAAAAUUGGACUCAUGGUGUAUCUGCGCUUGCUUGACAUUUUGAUGUAAAUUAUCUUGGGAGAGUUGUAAAGCAAUUCGUUUCCAAUUAUUUACUCGCGGUAAGACAUUUGAAGCGCUGACUCUUAGGGUUUGAGCCCUUCGUCUGAUUGUGGGUUGCGUGUAUGAAUACAUAUGUAUAUUACGGUCAAUGGAA